UGUUUCAGUUCAGAAGUCGAAUAUUAAAAAUAUUCGCGAAAUGCUUUUACGCUUGGAGGAGGCGUCGCUCCGUCGUUCCGAUUUGUAGGUGAAUGUAAAAAUCGCGACGAAAAAUGCGGAAAGACAUAAUUUUGCGGGCAGAGUGUCAAAAGUUCGUGUGUGCAAGAACUAACCUCAAAUUUUGCGACAAUUUGCGGACUCGAAAAAUAAUACAUUUCUCUAUUAUAAACGAUACUCUGCCAGAUUUUCAGGCCGAAUUCCUGUGAUAAGUGAAUCUCCCUUCGUCGUGAUUUAUUCUCAAUUGAAGGCCAGCUGUUUCUAUUAAUAGAAAUAUAACGGUACUCGUUAAAAUAUCGCUUGUGUCAAACAAACGAUUUUAAAAGAAAUUUUUUCUUUUCUUUUUUCCUUAAUAUUUUUUUAAAUACUUUUUUAUACAAGAGCAAUUAUUUCAUCAUGGAUUUUUUGAUUUUGGAAAGCAAGUAGUUUCUUGGGUUAUAAAUGAUGAUGUAAAAAGUGUGUCGUUUUCGUGCAGUGAUAAGCAGAUGCUUUUUUUCACCGAUUUCUACUGCAUUUUGAGAUUCUUUACUCGUAUCGAGAAGACUGAGGAUUUUUCUAUUCAUUAUAUAAUUAUAAGGUAACCUCACAAUGUGCUGGUCUCUCUUUAUUGCGAAGAAGUUCGCCAAUAACCCCACCUCAGCAGCACCAAGUGCACCGAUCUCUUUUAGCUAAAAGCUAUGCCCAAAAUUUACCCUCAGUAAUUUAUUUCCCCAAGAAUGCAGGCCAAGAAGCGCUACCUGCUUCUCUUCGUCACCUGCGCGUUCCUCGGCUACUGUUACUUCGGAGGUUACCGAUUAAAAAGCGAAGAGCACCCUGGAAGAUCGCAUUUUCCCUACGACCGCCUUCCCUCCUAUUUAACCCUCAACGAAGAGUUCUACGACAAGGACCUCCGAACCUCCAACCUGAACCUCCCAAACUCCCAUCACACUCGACAAUGUCGAAUGGAAACCUGCUUCGACUUCACCAGGUGCAAACAAGGUUUCUCAGUCUACGUUUAUCCCGUAGAAGAUGCAAUCAGUCCCCUCUACCAAAAAAUACUCAAUGUCAUCACCGAGUCUCGUUAUUAUACCUCGGAUCCUUCAAAAGCUUGUAUAUUCGUCCUAGCGUUGGACACGUUAGAUAGAGAUCCACUGUCGACAGAAUUUGUGCACAAUUUGCCCAAUAAACUGACGCGACUGCCAUAUUGGAAUAAAGGGAAGAACCAUCUUAUUUUCAAUCUUUACUCAGGAACUUGGCCGGAUUAUGCAGAAGAGUCGAUGGCCUUUGAUCUUGGCUAUGCGAUUUUGGCGAAAGCUAGUAUGUCAAUUUCAAGACUGAGGCCCAACUUCGACAUCUCGAUUCCCCUUUUUCAUAAGCAACAUCCUGAGAGAGGAGGAGAUCCAGGACAGGCUACGGAAAAUAGCUUUCCGAGUAAUAAGAAAUAUGUGGCAGCUUUUAAGGGGAAGAGAUAUGUUCAUGGGAUUGGUUCCGAGACGAGGAAUUCACUUUACCAUCUUCAUAAUGGAAAGGAUUUGGUUUUUGUAACAACUUGUAGACAUGGGAAGGCGUGGAGAGAGUUGCAGGAUGAACAUUGUCAGCAGGAUAAUCAGGAGUAUGACACAUACGAUUAUGAAAUUCUGUUGAUGAACGCUACCUUCUGCCUGGUUCCUCGAGGACGUCGACUCGGCAGCUUUCGAUUCCUGGAAGCCCUGAGAGCCGGAUGCAUUCCCGUGAUUCUCAGCAACGGAUGGGCCCUUCCAUUUCACGAUCGCAUCGACUGGAAUCAAGCAGUUAUAUUCUCCGAUGAGAGGCUACUUCUUCAGAUUCCAGACAUUGUGCGCUCCGUUCAUAACACAAAGAUUCUCAAGUUAAGGCAGCAAACUCAGUUCCUCUGGGAACGAUACUUUUCGUCCAUAGAGAAAGUGAUUUUUACGGUUUUUGAGAGCAUUCGAGAAAGAUUGCCAUGGGAAGGGACGAGGGAAGGCAUCGUCUGGAAUACGAAUCCUGGUGCGUUGGCUAUUCUUCCGCAGUUCGCCGACAGUCAACAGGAACUUCCGUUCUCGAAUAGUAAUCCGGGAAAUACGUUCACCGCGAUUAUUUACUCACAGCUGGGAUCCACAGCUGUUCUUUACCGUCUGCUCAGAAGUCUGGCUAAGAGUAAAUAUUUAGAUAAGAUAAUUUUAAUGUGGAACUCGGACAUUCCACUGCCGAGGAAGCCGCGUUGGCAGGGCAUCAAGGCGACGAUUCACGUCGUUUCGGCAGACGGGAUAUCUCAUCGGUUUUAUCCUCAUCCGGAAAUCAAAACUAGUGCCAUAUUAUCCUUAGAUGAAGACGCAACUUUGAAUACUGAUGAAAUUGAUUUUGCGUUUACUGUCUGGCAGUCCUUCCCAGAAAGAAUUGUUGGCUAUCCGGCUAGAUCUCAUUAUUGGGACGAUUCAAAGAGAUCGUGGGGCUACACUAGUAAGUGGACCAAUGACUACAGUAUAGUCUUGACCGGAGCGGCAUUUUUUCACCGUUAUUACAAUACUCUUUAUACUGAAUUGUUGAGUUCAACACUUCACAAGACAGUUGAGCAGUCGCAGAACUGUGAGGACAUUCUAAUGAAUUUUCUCGUAAGCCAUGUAACUCGACGCCCUCCGAUCAAAGUCACCCAGCGGAAGUUGUACAAGGAUACUACGGCUGCCGGAAUCAGAUCACCGUGGAACGAUCCCGACCAUUUCAUUCAAAGGCAGACUUGUAUGAACACUUUUGUGGCCGUUUUCGGUUACAUGCCGCUGCUACGAUCAAACUUGAGGCUGGAUCCGGUGCUCUUUAAAGAUCCUGUAAGCAACAUGCGCAAAAAGUAUAGACAAAUUGAACUAGUUAGCAACUAGAAUUGUAAUAAUUGUAUACAGUACGGCGAAUGACGUAAUUAGGUACUCAUUACGGUGUGUACAGGGCCGUGGCCAUCAUUUUGUAAGUUUUAGAUGUAUCUAGUACUCGUGUUGCAAAGAGUAGUGAAGAGGCUAUGACGAGUGUAUAGGAGGCCGUAUUGGUUUUUAAAUUAUUAAUUUUAUAUUAUAUAUUAAUUAUUAUGUUAAUUAUUGAUUAUGGGAAAUUAUACAUAUGAAUUAUAUAACCAUGUGAGAUAUUCUCGCGCUCUGCGUGCCGCGCAUUUAUUUUUUUUUCGAUGCGAGGAGCGCGAGAAGAUUCGCAUGAUGACUUUGAUGCGUUACCAAAAUAUAUAAUCGUGCCAUUCAGGCGUCGAGAAUGCGAAUUCUCUGUACAUAAAAGUCGAUCUUGUGUAGGUAUUAAUUAAUACAAAAUAUUAUUUGACAGAUACA
Messenger RNA from Belonocnema kinseyi, 3359 nucleotides. It is a transcript of the gene ttv, whose product is annotated as exostosin-1. The record is from RefSeq and is a predicted model, not a curated record. Gene Ontology annotation, molecular function: glycosyltransferase activity. Lineage: Eukaryota; Metazoa; Arthropoda; Insecta; Hymenoptera; Cynipidae. Gene Ontology annotation, cellular component: membrane. The coding region runs from base 774 to 2909 and encodes 711 amino acids. The transcript has 8 exons.